Messenger RNA from Hemiscyllium ocellatum (epaulette shark), 2888 nucleotides. It is a transcript of the gene mtcl3a, whose product is annotated as MTCL family member 3a. The record is from RefSeq and is a predicted model, not a curated record. The coding region runs from base 114 to 2771 and encodes 885 amino acids. NCBI's taxonomy places the organism in Eukaryota, Metazoa, Chordata, Chondrichthyes, Orectolobiformes, Hemiscylliidae. The transcript has 7 exons.
ACGCUGUGCAGAGACUUCUGGCGGGAGGCUGUGCGAGUAGAGCUCUCAGCUAGAGUAGUGCAGGCAGCUCCGGGAGAAAGGGAGCGAGAGGAACCACACUACCGCCCGGAAACAUGUCAACUUCAGGCGGCUCUGAGGAGCCGAGACGACGGGGAGCUGUGCAAACGAUCGACUGCGAAAUGCAACCUGAUAAAUACGAACUCCAGUAUCAGCUCUUCCAACUCCGGAGGAAAUUCGAGGAAACUAAGAAACGCUACAGACAAGAGAAAGAAGCCUGGCUGAAAGAAAAGGAGAUGUUACUGAGGGAACUCGCUGAGAUCCAAGCUGCUGAAAACAGAAAAAUUUUGUUUGAUCUUAAGUCGGUUUUGGAAGGUGUUCAGCUUAAGGUUAAAGAGGAGGAAGAUCAAAGAGCAGAACUGCAGCAACAGUACUCAAGUGACAAAUAUGCUUGGGAACUAGAGAGAGCAGAACUGAAGUGUCGUAUUGAACAGCUGGAAGUAAAGGCAGAAAAACAGGACGUGGAAAAAACAACUCAAGAAACAAGAGAAGUGUUUGGAUCGGAAGGGAAAGAGCAGAAGCAGCUGUUGGCAAAUAUCCACUCAGCAGCCAUGGACCUGAGGAAACAGCUGGAGACCAGUGAGAGAAACUGGAGCAGGGAGAAAAUGGAGUUACUUGAACAAUUUGAUCAUGAAAGAAAGGAAUGGGAAAGUCAACUAAAGGACAUGCAGAGGAAGAUAGAGCAGAUUUAUUGGGAUGUCAAAUCAAGUCAAAAGUGUAAAUUGAAUGAACAGAAAACUGAGCAGAGACAAGUAAAACUCACAAGAGAUGAUUGUGCAUUGUUUAAUUUACAUGAAUGCAAUCAGUCACAUGAUGAAAAAGACCAACAUUACACAAAUGGUGCAAGAGCCCGAGGUGCAGAAAUGGAAGAUAUUGCUUUGCAUGAUACAGAUCGAGGCAUCAAAAAGAGUGGAAGUGAUCUGUUGUUUAUUGAAGAAUCAUCACUUGAACACAUUGAGGAUGGUGGUAGCAUUCAAAAUUUUGGAAAUAUCCAGAAUGAUAAAAAUAAAUUCUCCAGUGUUUUGAAUGCAGCUUUACAAGAGUUGGCAAAAGUAAGUGAAGAGCUGUGCAGUUACGAAGAGGACGUCAAGAAAAAAGUGAGCCAUGGAAGAGCAAGAUCAGUUUCACAGCUGCAAGAAAGUAAAGAGAAGCAAAAUGAAAAUACACUUGUGAGAAAUGAAACCUCUUCAGAAGAGAGUAGCAGCACACCAGAUGAUAAGGCAUUAAGCCCUACUCUUUCAGAGUUUGAAAAAUCUUCUGAAAGACUCCACAAUGAGAAAAACUGGAAUCACUCCAAGAAGAAUGGGCAUGGGGUUUUUCCUGGAUUUCCAGGAGGAGAUGACAUAAAUGAUGUAUCUGUCUCAAGCAAAAGAGCUCCACCAGUUCCACCAAGGACAUCCUCUUGGUACCUUGCCAGUUUAAUGUUUCCAAUCGAACUUGGAGAUUUGCUGAAGGAAGGUACCAGUAACUACACAACACAAAACUGCAUUGUAGAAAAAAGUUGCAGUAGUCCUUGUGUUACGAGAAAAUUUCAACCCUGCUUGCAGGAAAGUGAACGGAAAUCUUUCACAGGUGGAAGGCCUUUCAAGACGUUAGCACCGCAAGUUCAAUGUGAUGAGAGAUCUGAAAGCAAUAAGAACAAUAACCAUAGCAGGUGGUCAUGCAAUGCAACUAAACUUGGCUUUGGAUCUGGAAGCAAGUGCUUUGGUUCAGCAGUAAAGACAUUUGAUUCAGAUAAGAAUGUUUUGCCAUCUCAGGAGCAGAGCCUGGGUAAAAGUUUCAACACUGGCCUUAGACAAACAAAAUCUCAAUUUCCCAAAAGUAAUUUGUCAGAGUGUAACUUUUCAUGCUCUACAUUAACAACAGGGGUGUGCAGUACCAGCGGUAUGUUUAUGCCGUCUGCAAUAAGUGCAUCUUCAAAACAACCUGAUAAUUUCAGAAAAACAGCUUUAAAAACUGAAAGCUGUGAUCCUGUUUUUGGAAAAUCUGUGGAAUUAGCACAGAAUGAGACAACUGCCUAUCCAGGAUCCAGCUUUGCACUUCACUCUGCAGAGAAUGUCCAUCCCACCAAACAGUUUCAUUUAAAGUACACUGGUUCAGCUUUUAGACCUUACAAUUCACAUUACAUCAGCACCACCAAGGUAGUAGGACCAGACAAGAAUAGCAGUGGAUUUCCUAUUUGGAUUACUGAUAAUGACAAGAGCCACUUGUUUGACAAGGUUGACUUGAUUCCUAAACAUUUUUCAAGUCCAACAGUACCAUGUACAAGAUCGGAUAUUGAUCUUGUCCAAACAGUAUUGAGAAACGGUGAAAGAUCAGUAAGUCCUUCCCUUCUUGUGAAGAAAAAUAUUGCCAAUCUUACUGAUGGCAGGACAAAACAACAGGCAUCUCAUUCAGAAUCUUUGCAUGAUAAUCCAAAUAAGAUCAGCCACGUUUUUCAAAUGCUUCACCUAAAUCAAGAAAAACAAGAGGAAAGGAAGAAGUCCAGACCAUCCCAAUGUGUCACAGGACAACGAACAUCAUUACCUGUGACCUUGCCACCUGAGACAAUGAGAUUGAAUGGGAUGAGCUUUCCACGUCCUGCACGACCACAGAGCCGCCGUUUACCGUCACGAUGGGCAAGAAAACCUCUAUCUGCAGGUGCUGUACAUGACCGAGCUGCACAGAAACAAAGUCAACAUUUCUUAUUUGAUAUAAAAACUUCAAUCAUAUAACAGUUUAAAGUGCACUGUGCAGGUUAGCAAGUGCAUUCCCUGUAUAUUGACUUUCUUAAAUGCUACUACAUUUUAAUCCUCUGUCACAUUAUAUUGCAAGCAUCCCUUUCCAUAAAC